CGGGCUUGAGAUUUUUAGUUUUAUAUUUUUUAAACGGGCCGGAAGGGUUUGGGCCUGCUGGAUGGAUACAUGAAGAGAGCAGCUCGUUAGGGCUCCAAUGUACCUUAAUUCUACAGAUUUCUUAUUUUCCAGACCCGUACCGGAGAAGUUAGGCCAUUCGCCGCCGGAGGGUCAUCGCCGGCCAUCUCUCUCUCUCUCUCUCUCUCUCUCUCUCUCUCUCUCUCUCAUUUCAGAUAAUCAGUGCAAAAGAAUCGGACCUCGGGUGAAAUGGUGAGAAGUCUGAAGAGCCACCACGAAGAGGAAGAAGAAGACGAAGAUGAGGAAUUUGUCUCCAGAACAACAGAUGCUACUUCUCAUAUAGCAAAAGCAGAUGGAAAAGGCACCGGUCAGAAGGGCAACGCGCCUCGGUCCAAGCAUUCCGAGACGGAACAGCGUCGGAGGUGCAAAAUUAACGAGAGAUUUCAGAUGUUGAAGGAUCUCCUACCUCAAAAUGAUCAGAAGAGAGACAAAGCUUCACUUUUAUUGGAGGUUAUUGAGUACGUCCAGUUUUUACAGGAGAAGUUACAGUUGUAUGAAGGGCCGUACCAAGGUUGGACUCAGGUGCCCUCAAAGUUGAUGCCAUGGAAAAGCAAUUCUGCGCCUGUAGAAAGUUUUAUGGAUCCAUCGCAACUCAUGAGGAAUGGAUCUGGUCAGGAAGAUAAUACUGUUGUCAUGCCAGCCAUGCUCUCUAAUGCACGUAACUCAGCAGAAUCUGACUUGGGUGAGGCUGAUGCAUAUGAUGCAUUAAAUCAUCCCCCUAUGGCAUCGAAUCAAGCAACUCCAAGUCAAAUACCAUUGCAAUCUGGUGUUCUUGAGGAUAUGCAUACACAAGCUCAUCAAACAUCUGUUUCUUAUUCUGGGCAGUUGGCUUCCCAGUCCCAAUCGCAAUUUUGGCAGGUUAGACAAUCUACAACUGAGAAUGCUGUUACAAGCUAUGCUCUUGGUGAACAGGAAGAGCUCAAAGUUGGAAGUGCUGAAGCUAGCUUUUCGAAUGCCUACUCCCAAGGGUUAUUGAAUACCUUGACUCAAGCGCUGCAAUCUUCCGGAGUGGAUUUGUCACAGGCCAGCAUCUCAGUGCAGCUUGAUGUUGGAAAACGAGCAAAUACUGGACCGACUACUACAUUUGGUGAAAAGGAUCCUCAGAACUAUUCUCCUGGCAAUCAGUUGAGGGCAGUCCAUGGGCUUGGGAGCAGCUAUGAUGACUCCGGUCAAGCUCAUAAAAGGCUGAGGACCUAACGUAUCUAGUGGAUGCUGUCCCCCCAGAUGAACCUAUUACAUAUAUUUAUCCUCUUCUUCUACCUCAGAAGGCUUCCAUGCAAACAUUGUGAAGCUGCUUUUUGUUCAGAUGGCAUUCAUUUUACCAAUGUCAAAGUUCUUAGGCUGUUUCUGUUUGUCUGUUCUUUGUGAAAUGUAAUUAGCUGUAAAUUUAUAGUACCAAGUUAUAUCUUCUUUUACAAUCUCCAAGUAGUAAACAUCUUGAUCUCAUUUAUACUAGUAUCAUAUGAAAUUGUCUCCAUUUAA
Rhododendron vialii is the source of this 1560-nucleotide messenger RNA. RefSeq names its product transcription factor BIM2. Bases 268 to 1275 code for a protein of 335 amino acids. Gene Ontology annotation, biological process: DNA-templated transcription. Gene Ontology annotation, molecular function: DNA-binding transcription factor activity; protein dimerization activity. The transcript has 8 exons. NCBI's taxonomy places the organism in Eukaryota, Viridiplantae, Streptophyta, Magnoliopsida, Ericales, Ericaceae. The record is from RefSeq and is a predicted model, not a curated record.